Molecule: messenger RNA, 1335 nt
Organism: Nyctereutes procyonoides (raccoon dog)
Lineage: Eukaryota; Metazoa; Chordata; Mammalia; Carnivora; Canidae
Gene: HCRTR2
Product: hypocretin receptor 2
Exons: 7
Coding region: 1-1335 (444 amino acids)
Biological process (GO): G protein-coupled receptor signaling pathway; circadian sleep/wake cycle process; feeding behavior
Cellular component (GO): membrane
Molecular function (GO): orexin receptor activity
Source: RefSeq, a predicted model, not a curated record
AUGUCCGGUACCAAACUGGAGGACUCCCCCCCUUGUCGCAACUGGUCAUCCGCUCCCGAGCUGAAUGAAACUCAAGAGCCCUUUUUAAACCCCACCGACUAUGACGACGAGGAAUUCCUGCGGUACCUGUGGAGGGAAUACCUACACCCGAAAGAAUACGAGUGGGUCCUGAUCGCUGGCUACAUCAUCGUGUUCGUGGUGGCUCUCGUCGGGAACGUCCUGGUUUGUGUGGCUGUGUGGAAGAACCACCACAUGAGGACGGUAACCAACUACUUCAUAGUCAACCUUUCUUUAGCUGAUGUGCUUGUGACCAUUACCUGCCUUCCAGCCACAUUGGUUGUGGACAUCACUGAGACCUGGUUCUUUGGACAGUCCCUCUGUAAAGUUAUUCCUUAUUUACAGACUGUGUCAGUGUCUGUGUCUGUCCUCACACUGAGCUGCAUUGCCUUGGAUCGAUGGUAUGCAAUCUGUCACCCUUUGAUGUUUAAGAGCACAGCCAAGAGGGCCAGGAACAGCAUUGUCAUCAUUUGGAUUGUCUCCUGCAUUAUAAUGAUUCCUCAGGCCAUCGUCAUGGAGUGCAGCACCAUGCUCCCUGGUUUAGCCAAUAAAACCACUCUCUUUACAGUGUGUGAUGAACGCUGGGGUGGUGAAAUUUACCCCAAGAUGUAUCACAUCUGUUUCUUUCUGGUGACAUACAUGGCACCACUGUGUCUUAUGGUAUUGGCUUAUCUGCAAAUAUUUCGUAAACUCUGGUGUCGCCAGAUCCCUGGAACAUCAUCUGUAGUUCAGAGAAAAUGGAAGCCCCUGCAGCCUGCUUCACAGCCUCGAGGGCCAGGACAGCAGACCAAGUCCAGGAUUAGUGCUGUGGCCGCUGAAAUAAAGCAGAUCCGAGCCAGACGGAAAACAGCCCGGAUGCUAAUGGUUGUACUUUUGGUGUUUGCAAUUUGCUACUUACCAAUUAGCAUCCUCAACGUGCUAAAGAGAGUAUUUGGGAUGUUUACCCACACGGAAGACAGAGAGACCGUAUAUGCCUGGUUUACAUUUUCACACUGGCUUGUAUAUGCUAAUAGUGCUGCGAACCCAAUUAUUUAUAAUUUUCUCAGUGGAAAGUUUAGAGAGGAAUUUAAAGCUGCAUUUUCUUGCUGUUGCCUUGGAGUUCACCAUCGCCAGGAGGACCGGCUCACCCGGGGCCGGACGAGUACAGAGAGUCGGAAGUCUCUGACCACCCAGAUCAGCAAUUUCGACAACGUAUCAAAACUCUCAGAGCAAGUUGUGCUCACCAGCAUAAGCACACUCCCAGCAGCCAAUGGAGCGGGGCCACUUCAAAACUGGUAG